AUGGUCACCACCACAUCUCUAUCGCCAAUGCAGUCGACCCCGUCCUUUCCUGCAUCACCCUCAUCCGGUCCACGAAAACGCUCAAUACAUGAGGUCGAUGAUGCACACACGCCCUCGCCAAGUGCGAAGCGACCAUUGACCCUAUUCGCCGAUGAAAAUCAGGAAAAUCACGAUACAUCUCUCCACUGCCAGUCCAACGACACUACUUUCCCAUCAGUUCACUUCAAGCACGAAGAUUGCCCUGGUGCUGGGCUAUUAAAGUUCCCAGGCACCAAUGCAGCUUCUAAUACUGAGCCUGAUACCCCGGCCUCCAAGAAACGCAAGGUAGUCUCUGCUGGCACAGAUUCCAAGCAACAAGAAAAAGAAGCCAAAGAGCGCCAGAGGGCCGAGGAGAAGGCGAAGAGGGAGGAGGAGAAAGUGAAGAGAGAGGAGGACAAAGCCAAGAGAGAAGAAGAGAGGCGCCUCAAGGCAGAAGAGAAAAAGAAGCGCGACGCCGAGCGCGACGAGGAGAAACGGCAGAGAGAGGAAGAAAAGCGGAAGAAGGAUGCUCAACGUGAAGAGGAACGCAAGCAGCGUGACGAAAAGAAGAAAGCAAAGGAAGAUGAAAAGGCCGCCAAGGAAGAAGAGAAACGCAAAAAGGACGAGGAGAAGGAGAAGAAGACCCGAUCACAACUGAAAUUAAACUCCUUCUUUGCCAAACCACAGGUACCUUCCGCUUCAUCGGGACAGGUUAUCACCGCUCCGUCGCCUAAAAAGCCAUCUGCUACAGUCGAUCUCUCUCACGAAACCCGCAGUGUGCAGUCAGACUAUGAGCGAGAGUUUCCAGCUUUCUUUUUACAAUCUCAUACAAUUGUGGCACCUCCCCAUCGGUUUGAGCGUGACCCCGAAGCCCUCAAGCACGUACGCGAAACGAUCGAUACAUGUCUACGCAACGAAGACCCCGUCCAAACACAUCCCUUCCGCCCAUCAGAAGUCUUCCAGAUAAUCCCCUUCCAUCGUGGGCGCCAGCCAACGACCUCUGUCAGGGACAUACUAUUCCAACAACAAAGAUCUGACGAUUCAGCUCAGCCUACUCAAAGCCAGAGCGGAAUACGACCUCCGAGGCCAGAAGAACUUCUACGCAAGGUUACGAUGAAGUCUCUCAAGUUUGGCGAGGACAUCCGCCCUCCCUAUCAGGGAACCUAUACUCGUUGCGUGUCCGAGUUAUCCGCCAGAAGACUUGCACGAAAUCCCUAUCACCGAGGGUUGCCAGAUACUGACUACGAUUAUGAUUCCGAGGCGGAGUGGGAAGAACCCGAAGAAGGCGAAGAGCUGGACUCUGAAGAAGAAGAUGAAGGCAGCGAUGAGGGCGAAGAUGAUUUGGAAGGUUUCCUGGAUGACGAAGACGAUGCCCUUGCCGAGGGCAAACGUCGUCUUAUUGUUGGCGAUUUAGAGCCUGUCUCUACUGGGAUUAAGUGGGCUGCCAAUGGAGUUGAGCGUGAAAUGGAAGUAUAUCGGAUGGAAACUAUAUCCGAUGCGGUCAAGUUCCCUAUCGACCCCUUCUCAACUGCAUAUUGGGAGAAACCUAAGCCUGUGGUUAAGCCUAUGGAAGUACCUGCGAAAGCGCGACCUGUGACGGCCUUAGAUGGCUUCCUUGUUCCUGCAGUCCCUGGAACAGUGGCUUUACCUCCCACGUCGAAAGCCAAACAAGCGAAACGGCCGUUCCCACCGGACCAACUCGCAGAAUUCAAGGAAGCAGUUGAAGGUAGUGAUCUGAGUAAGAUUGGAUUAGUCGAGAUCUUAAAGAAAAGGUUGGUUCCCGCAAUGUCCGCUUCUACCGAAGCAUCUGCUGAUCCAGAGGUAUCCAGAUUCCCCAAGGUGUCCAAGGAUACACUCAAAGCCACCCUUGAUCAGGUUGCUGCUCGGGUUGGACAAAAAGAAGUUGAUAAGAAAUGGGUCUGUCGGUGA
Molecule: messenger RNA, 1947 nt
Organism: Penicillium vulpinum
Lineage: Eukaryota; Fungi; Ascomycota; Eurotiomycetes; Eurotiales; Aspergillaceae
Product: putative chromatin assembly factor 1 subunit A
Exons: 3
Coding region: 1-1947 (648 amino acids)
Biological process (GO): nucleosome assembly
Cellular component (GO): CAF-1 complex; nucleus
Source: RefSeq, a predicted model, not a curated record